Messenger RNA from Puntigrus tetrazona (Sumatra barb), 2553 nucleotides. RefSeq lists its product as uncharacterized. The coding region runs from base 43 to 1059 and encodes 338 amino acids. Gene Ontology annotation, molecular function: protein binding. The record is from RefSeq and is a predicted model, not a curated record. NCBI's taxonomy places the organism in Eukaryota, Metazoa, Chordata, Actinopteri, Cypriniformes, Cyprinidae. The transcript is spliced from 9 exons.
ACCUCCUCACUGUGAUCUUCCCACGCGUGUAGAUAUAAAGUCAUGAAACAGAAUGACACAUUUUUUAGCUGCAGCUUUCAGUAUCUGUCUCUGCUGUUAAUCAUGACACCAUCUACCUCAACAAGAAACACUUUUUUAAUGCUGUUUUAUCUGAUUUUACAAAUUCUACAUGUCAAGGUUAUUGGUUAUAACGGAUGUUUUCAGGAAUCCAGACAGAAAAUCCCAAGAUGUCAACGCUGUACUGAAGAGUGUUCAGAGAAUAAAAAUCAGAUGGAAGUUGCGCCAUGCACUCGGAAAAGCAAUAGAAUUUGCUUCUGUAAACCAGGUUUUUACUGUACAAAUGACAACAAUUAUGAAACACACUGCCAUAAACCAUGUGUUCCCUGCGGGAAGGGCACAUUCUCCAGCAAACCUUCUCUAGGAGCCUGCAAGCCUCAUACAAAUUGUACUCAGUUGGGGAUGAUAACGCUCAAAGAGGGCACAGCGACACAGGACAGAGAGUGUUUGAAUGUCACCACGGUGAUGCCUUCCUUGUCCACUACCACAAAAGUUAUUAAUAUUAUCACUAACACUUCCAUCCCCAGGACAGAGGGCACUGUACAACGCAGAGGCUCAUCAGAGGAAAGCCAGUCCUAUUGGCUGCUGCUAUUGAUCUUAAUGUUGAUUUUGUUCAUGGCUGGAUUCUGCAUGCUGAUGAAAAAUGGGGCAAAGAAAACAUUUUUAAAAUGGCUUGGUUCAAUAAAAGGAGGACAUAAAUAUCAUCAACCCUUGAAUCAAACUGCAAGGGACCAUCAAAUUUCGUCUAAUUACAAAUCCCAAACCUUGGAGACUGAGAUAUCCCUCAGCAGUGAUGGCAAAGAGAUCAAAGGCCCGAUGCCCCAAUCUGGGACUGUGCAGCAGGUCACAAUGGAGCAUAAUGGGAAGGGUGAGAACGUCAGCAAUACUGUUGGGUCGGGUCACGGGGGCAGCACUCUAAGCAGGGACACCCAGACACUUCCUCCAGCUCCUCCACUUCCUUCCAUCCAGACACUUUCUCCAGCUCUUCCGGGGGAACACUGAGGCCAGCCAAGAGACAUAGUCUUGCCAGCGUGUCUUAGGUCUUCCCCGGGGCCUCCUCCCGUUGGGAUAUGCCCUGAACACCCUGAACAAUGCCCUGGCGUCAGAGAGGCAUCUGGAACAGAUUGCCGAGCCACCUUAGCUGGCCUCUCUCGAUGUGAAGGAGCAGCAGGUCUACUCCGAGCUCCUCACCCUAUCUCUAAGGGAGCACCCAGCCACCCUACAGAGGAAACACAUUUCGGCUGCUUGUAUCCGGGAUCUUAUCCUUUUGGUUAUGACCCAAAACUCAUGACCAUAGGUGAGAGUAGAAAGAUCAACCAGUAAAUGGAGAGCUGAAUCCUGCUCCGGUUAUACAGGGACUGGACAGCCCUCAGCAAUGGGCCCCUUUUCCCAUAUUCCCAGAGCACCCUCCACAGGACACUGCGAGGAACCCGGUUGAAUGCCUUCUCCAAAGCACAUGUGGACUUGUUGGGCAGUACCUUGGCAUAGACUUUUCCGGGCAGGCUGAAAAGUGUGAUCCCCCUAUAGUUUGAGCACACCCUCCAGUCCCCCUUCUUAAAAAGAGGAACCACCACCCCGGUCUGCCAGUCCAGACAUACUGUUCCCUGUCUCCACAGCCCCACAACAUCCAGAGACCUGAGGUACUCAGGACAGAUCUCAUCCACCCCCAGUGCUUUGCCACCGAGGAGCUUCUUAACAACCUCGGUGACCCCAGCCAGGGUGAUGUUCGACAAUGGAGGUAGAGAAUAUUGUCCACUCGGACUCAAUGUCUCCAGCCUCCCUCGGGAUCCGGUCAAAGCUCUGCCAGAGGCGGGAAUUGAAGAUCUUCCUGACAGGGGUCUCUGCCAACGUUCCCAACAGACCCUCACGGUACGUUUGGGCCUGCCGGAUCUGUCCUGCUACUUCCCCUGCCAACGGAUCCAAAUCACCACCAGGUGGUGAUCAGUUGACAGCUCCGCCCCUCCCUUUACCCAGUGUCAAAGACAUGUGGCCGGAGAUCAGAUGACACAACCACAAAGUCGAUCAUCGACCUCCUCCCUAGGGUGUUCUAGUAUCAUGUGUAUUGGUGGACACCCUUAUGCUUGAACAUGGUGUUCGUUAUGGACAGGCCGUGACUAGCACAGAAGUCCAACAACAGAGCACCAACUCCUGUUGUCGGAGCACUGUCCAGCACCCCUCCCAUAGACUCAAAGAAGGCCGGGUACUGGGGGGUGGGGGGUGGGGGCUAGUGAUUGAAUGAACAACAUAGCUCCUAGGGUCACUCAGGCACUCAAACCCCUCCACCACGUUAAGAUGGCGAUCCCAGGAGAAGAUAUUCAGAUAUAAACCAGUUAUUUUAAUUGUGAUAAUAUUUCAGAAUGUUACUGUUUUCACUGUAUUAUUGGUCAAACAAAUGCAGCCUCGUUGAGCAUAAGAGAAUUCUUUAAAAAAAGAAAGCGUUUAAUAGGAGCCAAUUUUGAUUAUAAGCUGAAAAGCCUGUUCUUCAUUAUUUGCCUA